CGAUUGUUGUAUUUCUUUCUUGGUUUCCUUGUAAACUUUGGUAGUCUAUCUUGGCACACCUUGUGCUGAGGAGACUGUUUGUUAAUAUAUAUCUCAUUUUAGCUUUUUCAAAAAAAGUAGUAGUACCGCCGGCGCCGGAGCAAGAGGAGGAAGGGGAAGGGUUUGUAGCAAGGUUGAAGAGGGUGGAGGAGAUGUUAAACGUUUUUACGUGAUGACUGAUGAGAGAAGAGAAAAAAGAUGAAAAACAACUUUUUCUAUUCCUACGUUGUUUCAGAUUUUUUUCAAAAAAAAAAAAGAUUUUGCCUUGUUUUUUUAAAAAAAAAAAAUUUGCAAAACCGUUUGGACCGGCCGGCCGGUUCGCCACGUUUUUUUCCGGUUGGUUUCCUAUCCGGUUUUUAAUCAUAACCGAGCCGGUUUCAUGACCGGUUCACGGUCCGACCGGCCGGUCCGGUCCGGUUCUGACAACCUUGAUCGCCACUGAACCAACUAACGAUUGAUAAGACUAAAUAUAUUUUGUUUGUUAGAAAAGAAGACAAAAGGCCAACAAGAAACUAAAAAGUAAAUAAAUAUAGAGACCAAACAUUGAAUUAUUGAUCAUGGAUAUGGAUUUUUUUUUAUACAAUGGAUAUGGAUAUUAUAAUUUACAAUUGAAUAAAAAAAAAGGACAAAAAAGGGUUUCAAACGGUUAUAUUUCAAGUAAGGGAAAAAAUAAAAUUGAAAUUUUGAAUCAAAUAGAGUAUAUAAGAGGCAACCCUUGAAGUACACUGAAUCACACCCUUCAAUUCGAGUUCAAUUCAAGCGAAGAAGAAGAAGAAGUACAGAAACAUGACGACGAAAAAGAAAUCGCGUCGCAGAACUCCAGUCCGAUCAGAACCACAAGUUGUCAUCGACGAGAGUCCGAUCAGGGUCAUCGCUUGUCUCAAGAAAAUCGACGACAUCAAGCGUUUCGAGGAAACUGACGAUUGUUUCAUACUAGGAUUUGAUCCUACCGACACCACUCCCAUCGAUGUUUCAUCUAAACCUCAAAGCAAAGACGCUGAUGAUGAUCUUUGUGUUCUUGGUGAAAAGGGCAAGGUAGCCCUCAGAGAUUAUCCUCAUUCAAGACAUUUAUGUAUCAAAUUUCCAUUUAAGACCACCGCUCGUGAAAGCUAUUGUGAUAAGUGCUACUGUUAUGUUUGUGAUUCUGCUGCACCUUGUAAGUAUUGGACCACUGGGAAUCAUUGCUCUGCUGAGAGUGCUGGUUACUGGAAGGAUCAAAGGAAAGUGAGGCGGAGAGUAUAUUAAAAUGUAAAUUUCUUUCUCAGAAAUUUGGCAUCUUUUGUGGGUUACAUAUAAUUAUUGAAUUGGCAUAUGGUACUGUGAUAGUUUCUUUUUGGAAUUAGAGGAAUGUUAGAGAUUUUGAACAUGAGCUAUUUUUACUAUUGAAUCUACCAAUGUAUAUUUCAGAGUCUUUCUGCAACUAGUUCUUUACACAACAUGCUACUUUAUUCUAUUCCAACAUGGGCACUCACUAGAAGAAGGAUGCUGAUUGUGCUGCAACUAUAAAUGUGUUGUGUUAAGUAGAAAGCAAUAAUAAGAGGGAGGUAUAAUGUAUAAUAUGAAAUGCAGAGGUUUUUGAGUGUGAGUCUAUAUUGAUGACUGUUCUUUUUGGUUUUUGGCAA
Molecule: messenger RNA, 1661 nt
Organism: Trifolium pratense (red clover)
Lineage: Eukaryota; Viridiplantae; Streptophyta; Magnoliopsida; Fabales; Fabaceae
Exons: 3
Coding region: 826-1284 (152 amino acids)
Source: RefSeq, a predicted model, not a curated record